Molecule: messenger RNA, 2243 nt
Organism: Cucurbita moschata (crookneck pumpkin)
Lineage: Eukaryota; Viridiplantae; Streptophyta; Magnoliopsida; Cucurbitales; Cucurbitaceae
Product: sister chromatid cohesion 1 protein 1-like
Exons: 20
Coding region: 69-1946 (625 amino acids)
Biological process (GO): mitotic sister chromatid cohesion; synaptonemal complex assembly; replication-born double-strand break repair via sister chromatid exchange
Cellular component (GO): synaptonemal complex; cohesin complex
Molecular function (GO): chromatin binding; protein binding
Source: RefSeq, a predicted model, not a curated record
CUUCUUCCUCCGAUCUUCUGGUUGAUGAGUUUCGAGUUCCAACAGCAGCUAAGAGGAGUUGAUCGACAAUGUUUUACUCGCAUCAGCUUCUGGCUCGCAAGGCUCCUCUCGGCCAAAUUUGGAUGGCUGCAACAAUGCACGCAAAGAUCAAUAGGAGAAAGCUCGAUAAGCUGAACAUAAUCAAAAUUUGUGAGGAGAUUUUGAAUCCUUCGGUUCCAAUGGCUCUCAGACUCUCAGGGAUUCUCAUGGGCGGUGUUGUCAUUGUCUAUGAACGAAAAGUUAAAAUUCUUUACGAGGAUGUAACUCGGCUUCUGGUUGAGAUAAACGAAGCGUGGAAGGUGAAAGCAGCUCCAGAGCCCACCGUCAUUCCCAAAGGAAAAUCUGUGGCCAAGAAGGAGGCUGUUACUCGGCCUAAAAAGGAUCCGAAAGACGUGGGAGAUCAUGAGGCACAGUCCAUUAACUUCUCCUACAACACCUCUCCAAUGAAGUUCCAACAAACUGCAUUUUUUACUAUGCGGCUUGACAGUGUGGAUGAACCAUAUAUCCACGAGAAAACAGUGGAAGACGAUGCGUCACAUAACUUCCAUCAAACUGAUGCUGAAAAUAUAACCUUACUCGAGCGUUUUGAUAUGUAUCAAUCAAAUACAAAUGCAUUCAAUCGGUUUGAAAGAUUUGAUAUUGAAGAUGAUGAGGAUACACAACCGAAUUUUGCUUCUGUAGAUCAAACAAAAAUUCCAGAUACUUUUGGAACUUCCCCUCCUCAAGACAAGUAUCAAGAAGGGCCUCCUGAUGCUGAAGUCCAGGACCAACAUCUUGAACGCGAUGUCAUUCAGCAAGCCUACGUAUCCAAGGAGCACAGACAGGAGGAGCAGGUGGCAAUAAAAAGGAAAACAAAAAGAACAGCAGCCUUUCUGAUGGACUAUGAAAAGACCAUCAUUCCUGGACACAUAUACCAAUCUUGGCUGAAAGAUGUUUCGGAUCUUAUCUCUAGAAGGGGAAAAAAGAGAAAGCGGACAGGUGCAAUGUCCUCUAUGAAGAUAGCCACUCUCAUGGAUCUUCCUCCUGUGGUGUUAUGUGGUCGCUUAUUCACAGAUGGAAGUAGAGAAGUCUAUUAUCCAGCUCCUCUGCUAGAGUUAUGGAUGAAAAGUAUCCGAGACCCCCCUGACUCACCUUCUGUGAGGAACUCUGCACCCUUACCUCCUGAACCAUCACUGUCUUCACUGCCAGAGAGAGUAAACUUUCCAGAUCACAUGGAUUUUGCUUAUGAAAAUCGUUACAGUGGAGUUGGUUCCCAGUCAUUUGGAGCUUCCAUAGAGAAGCUAAGGACCAAACCAGUCAACGAUGAUAUUCACGCCGAGAUCCUUCUGGAAGAACUCAGACCGGACUUCAGGAACAAUCUUAUGGGGAUGGCUGAAAGAAAUCAAGUGGUUACACCUGGAAAUUCCGGAAUUGGAGUGAGGUCAGUUUCCAGCUCAGCAUCUGAACAUGGUGUGUUUGUAUCUAAUCCAGAGACCAAUUCUGUACGAUCCAACAAGAAAAGGCCUUAUUCUUCAUCAAGACAAAGUAGCGGAGGCCUCGAACCUGUAGCUGAGGAGAAUCCAUGGCAUCACUCUGAUCCAAACUUCAAGUUAGCGAGGUUGUCUGAAAAUGAUCCAGAUUUAUUGGUAGAAACUGCACCGACACAAACUCAAGUUACUCAACCCGCCAUCAAGCAUCCUCCUGCUGACAAGAUAACUAAUUCCAUUCGCAUGCAAAUGAAGGCACAUUUUGAUACGCCAGGAGCCCCGCCAGCAGAAUCUUUAAACAACUUGGCCGCUGGAAUGAACCCCAAAGCAGCUGCUAUGCUCUUCUACCAGACUUGCGUUCUGGCUUCAAGUGAUUACUUAAAAGUCAAUCAACAAGUUCCUUUUGGGGACAUUUUCAUCUCCAAAGGAACAAAAAUGUAACAUGAAUGAGGUCAGUAUCUUAAACUUACUAGAACCACCAUCACACACACGUUCUGACUAGAAUAGCAUCUUGUUUUCCAUCUUUAGAACAAAGAAUGGUUGGAUUUAUAGCCUUAAAUUUGAGAAUUGCAUAAGUAGAUUAUCCUUUGCUAGCUAGUGCAAUGAAAUCUACUGUCAUUGCUUUAAUUUCUUUCUUACUGCCAAGUCUAGGAUGCAUCUAGAUUAGAUUAAUGUCACAGUAAUUCUAUUUUACAUUACUCCGUUCUACUUAGAUUAUAAGGUAUGGUAUUUUCGGAG